AGCUGGGUUCCGGCCUGGGAUUUGAGUAUGUGUCCCCUUGCCCCUUCUAUUUUCGCCCGAGUAUAAGUAAUGCCCUUUGACCAUAUUGUUCCAUCACGACUCUGGAACCUUCAAACAACAGAUCAGUAGGCCAUCAUCAUAACCGGCCAUGGCUCCUCACCCUCAAUUCUUCGUUGUCAGACCCGACAUUAAUAGAGAAACCAGCCAGGGGCAAGCUCACGCAAUCCCAGGCCCGAUCGUGCCCGUAAUUGCGGUCGAUGAGCUACCGGAAUGGCUCGACAUCGUGGGAGUCCCACGGGAGCUCUCUGUUGAGCAGACCAUAGGCCUAUACAACCUGGGUACUGCCAGUAAGAGCAAGGGUUCCUACACCGUCAGAAUCAUUCGGCAGACUCAGUUUGAUACCAAGCCCUCGUUGGCGGCGGCAGAAACGGCUGCGGCGGUUGAGGUUCAUUCGGCGCCAGCGGAAGCACGCGGACAACAAGGAGGCAUCUCCCACCUUCCAACUCCCCCAGCUCCUGAAGCCCGCAUCGUAUCACCGCCACGUAUCGACUCGGCAGCAGCACCGGCAGCGUCAGCUCCCACAGCACAUCCAGCCGAGCGGGUGAAAGCCCACUGGAGUAAAGCCCCCAGCCACAGCAUGCGCAAGGGCAUCAGCAGCGACGAUGAUAACCACCAUCACCGCAACGGCCCUACCGCUACUACUCGCACCUCCAGAGACAACGACGACAACUUGAAUACAACCCCAUAUGCAACUACCCCCUCUCCGUCUCCGUCUCCGUCCAUGCUUUCCCCCGCUGCUCAAGGUCAAACACUCACCCACCGUGACCCACAACCACUGCGCAAACCCGCCACAGCCACAACCACCCUCACCACCUCCACCAUCACGACCGCUCCGACAAAGUCCCCAACCAAGCACUGCCGCCACUGGCGCAACUACGGCGUCUGCAAAUGGGGCCUGCAAUGCCGGUACCUACACACCAUGCCGCCCACCCCCACCCUCACCCCUACGGCGGAAGCGGAGAAGCUGGGGCCGGCGGAUGUGGAUGUGGAUGUGGAUGUGGAUGUGGAUCUGGAUGUGGAUGUGGAUGUGGAUCUGGAUGUGGAUGUGGAUGUGCCUAGCUGGUGGGCGCGGCUUAUGAUGAGCGACGCCGCCGCGGCUCCUGCUAGUGGUAGUAGUAGUGGCUUCCCUCCUUCCUCCAGCUCUGCUUCUGCUGACCAUGACACCGCCAUCAACUCUAUCACCAGCAGUAGCAGCGGUUUGAACAGAACUGAUGGUAAUGGUAAUCCGGUCUUUGACACGGACACGAGGGGAGACGUCAGGUGUGCGGAGGCGGCGCAGCAGCAGCAGCAGCAGCAGCAGCAGGGGGGUGUGAUGGAGAUGGGCAUCUCGAAGGGGGUGGGAGCCAGUGGUAGUGGUGCUGGUGCUGGUGCUGGUGCUGGUGCUGGUGCUGGUGCUGGUGCUGGUGCUGGUGCUGGUGCUGGUGCUGGUGCUGGUGCUGCUUCUCGGGGUAGUGGAAGUGGAAGUGGAAGUGCAAGUGGAACCGCAAUUGGAAAGAAAGAGUCUCAGCGGGUGCGGGAGGCUGCUGUUGCGAUGCUGCGCGAGAUGGGGUUGGGGCCAUUGAUGCCGCCGGGCGGCUUGCAUACUAGUACCGGGCAGUACUACCACCACCAUCACCAUCAGCAGCAGCAGCAGCCGCACGGCAGGCAGCAGCGGUACCAUCACAAUCACCACAACCACCACCACCACCAACGACAACGACAACCACAACCACAACAGCAGAGGAGUGGCAAAUCAGUGCCGCGCAGGGCGCGAGAGAAGGAGAUGACACCCUUGUGUAAGGGGGUCGUUGGGCGGGUAGGGAAUGGGCUGGGAAAGGACAAGGUGGUGAGCGGAACGGCUGUUAGGAAUGCUGCUGCCGGUGGCUGUGGCGGUGCUGAUCUGGUACAAGCGGCCGGGGCAACUCAGAUGGUGGGUGCCAUGGCGGCGGUUGAGGAGGGGUGCGCGCAGCUGGCGGUUCAGGAGGAAAGGGCUCGGAUACGAAGGGGUGCGAUGGCUGCCGUGCGGAACGAUGCAGUUGCUAGGAAGAUUGAGAAACUCGUUGAUAUUUAAGUCGUUGCCAGGCUAGGACAACCUCCAUGGGGUUAGGGGAAAUGGGCCCCCGUUUUGCUUUACGGAGGGAAUACCAGCUUACCUGGCUUCCAAUAUCCG
Molecule: messenger RNA, 2209 nt
Organism: Canariomyces notabilis
Lineage: Eukaryota; Fungi; Ascomycota; Sordariomycetes; Sordariales; Chaetomiaceae
Exons: 1
Coding region: 149-2110 (653 amino acids)
Molecular function (GO): metal ion binding
Source: RefSeq, a predicted model, not a curated record